CCGCGAUUUGUCAUCGCAGUUGUAACAACAUCUGUCAUUACUUUGUUGCUACAAAAAUAAUGCAUAAUGCAGCAUCCAAAAGCAAAAAUGGAUGAAAUAAAGACGAAAUUCAUGGAUUUGUUGCACAAACAAACAAAUCGUCAAAUGAAAAUCCCUGCCAUGGGUUUCUCCGAAUAUUUCAUACAAAGUGUCACUGCAGAAACUGCUGGAGCGUUGGCAAUCACCAAAUCCGAUCAAGUGGAUGCAGCGAGUGAAACAUUAGAUAAAAGUACACAACAAUCCUCUGAUCAAGAAAUUUUAGAGAGUAUCGAUAAAAUAUAUUAUGAUGUGGACUGUGACAUACAAAUGUAUGAACUGCAAAAAGUAUUGGAAAAUGGAGUGGAUUUUCAGUUAAUUGACAAUACAAUGGCACAACUGCGUAUCCAACAUAAGGUGCUCUCUAAGCAAGUGUUGCAAAAUAUUUUGGAACAACGUAGUGCCUGUAACACAGAAUUUUGUGCAAUAAAUGAGACGCAAAAAGAGUUGGAAGAGUCGCUUUGGACUUGUAGAAAGGCACGUUCGUACUUAAAAUAUGCUAAAACGAAUUUAACUGAAACCAGUUUGGAAAUUUUGGCCUCAUACAGGAAGCGUGAAAUAUUAAAAGACCUUUUAAACACACUGAAUGAAAUUAAAAAAUUGAAAUCUACUGAUGUGGAGGUACAAAAAUUAUUGAAUGAAUUUAAUUAUUCUGGUGCGAUCUCUCUAUUGUUAACAUGUAAAGAUUCAGCCGAAGGUUAUAUGGAAUAUAAUUGCGUGCAAUCUUUAAAUAAAAAACUCCAAGAGACAUUACUACUGACUGAAUUUCAGUUGGAUACAGUUCUAAACGAGAUGAUUCUAAAUUUUGAUGCUCGUAAGUAUGCAAAAUUGCAAGAAGCCUAUAAGUUACUUGGAAAAUCUCUUAUUGCCAUGGAUCAGCUCCACAUAAAUUUUAUAUCUGCCAUCCACUCUUCAGUGAAUUCCGUAUUGCGCGCUUACAAUGAUCCCAAUAUGGAUGAGAAUGUUAAAUACCUUUACGAACAAUAUUGUGAACAAGUAGCUGUUGAUAAAUUUAUACCCUGUUUAAUAAGUUUAUGCAAGACAUUUUGGACAAUAUUGGCUUCAUACUUCCAAAUUGUGAUAUGGCAUCAAAAUUAUAAAUUAUAUUCUCUAGAUUUAGAGGAUUCACCUGAUCUCUAUAUACAACAAAAGUUAAAAAAGGGUCAAUCACGCAUUUGGAACGAUAUAAUAACAAAAAUUUAUAUAUUUUUGCAAAGCUCAAAAUUAAAAAUGCUUAAAUAUGAUCAGUUCAUACAAGUUUUGUCGAUUAUUCAACGUUUAAAAAAGGUUGGAAUCGAGUUUUGUGGUGAGCAAUCAGAUAAAUUGAUUGAAACUAUGCAUAUGCAAAGCGAAGAGUUUUUUCAACGUUACCAUUCGUCUUGUCUCGAGGAAAUUUGUUUGUUUUUGGAUAAUGAGUCUUGGACUGUUGUGGAUUCAUUUGCGAAUAUUUUGCAGUUACCAGAAUUUCGUGCUGUUCGUCAUACAUUACGUCGCCAUAAAACCCCUCCAGUUGUUCUACUUACAUCUACAUCAGUUAAUAACUCACCAAUUAGCAAUAACAACUGCGAUGAGCUUGUAUCAGUGCACUCACAGGAUGGUAAUAGUUCUAUAUACGGUUCCUAUGGAUAUUUCUUAAGAUUUUCUGAAAAGAGCUCGCCAUUUGAUGGCGGUUUGGAUGUUGCUAUGCUGGAAGAGGAUAUACUAUCAGGAAUUGUAGACGAAGCUUCUUGUUAUUUUUCAGAAGAAAGUGAUGAUGAACCGAAGAGUAUGCAAAGCAAAUGCGAUGAAGAUGGAAGCAAUAACCAAUUAAUUGUGAAUAAUACCACUCUUAAUGUAUUUCGAUGUAUCGGACGUUAUUUACAAAUGUGUAAGCUUUUGCAUUGCAUAUCGCCAAAAAUAGUGUCCAGCAUGCUGGAAUUACUGGAUUUUUAUGGUUUCGCUGUACAUGAAAUAUUUGGAAAAGACGCUGCUGUGCAAAUGGACAAAUUUUAUGCAUCCCGUCUAGAACAAAAACUGCAAGCAACGCAACAAAAUGUUGUGUCAACGGUUAAAUGCUGGCCUUUAAAUUUUUCGUCUUUGAUCAAUAAUGAAUUAGCAAAUCCAGAUACACUCUAUGGACUAUCGCAACGCGUAGUCGCUAUUGAGAGUGGACAUUGUAUGACACGACAAUUUCAAACUUUAAAAAAUUAUCUAAAUCACUUAUUGCCUCCAAACGAACGUCAAAUGUUAGAUAACUAUUUCAGCUACAUUGACUUUAUGUCUGACAUAGCUCGGCCUGUUUUUACAUGCGUUACUUCUAGAAUUAUUGAUUUGCCUGCUAUACUAAAUCUAAUAUCGAAAGUGAAGUGGGAUGUGAAUCACGUCAGUUUUCAGCACAAUAGCUAUAUAGACAUUAUGAAUAGAAAUAUACAACAUUUUGCUAUGCGUUUGGAAGAAAUAGCAAAAGAAGUGACCUUACCAACAGAACCAUUAUGGAAUUCUGUGGCGCACGUAGCAACACACUUACUAGUCGAAGGAUUUUCUAAUGUAAAAAAAUGUUCCGCUGGUGGUCGUGCACUUAUGCAGUUGGAUUUUACGAAUUUUAUGUCGUUACUCGAAUUGAUAUCAACUCUAAAAUUUCCUGAACAUCGUUCCUAUGUUGAUGGUUUUAUAAAGGCAUAUUACUUCUCAAAUGAGCAGUUUGAGGAAUGGAUUGAAACGCAAAAGAAUCUCGAACAAUAUUCCGCAAAACAACUUACAAAUUUAAUACAGUGUGUUUGCGUUAGUGAUAAACGAACCAGACAGAAACUACUGAGUCUCUUGGGUAAUGCCAACAACUUAAAUACAAGUACAACAAGCACAUAGUUGCUCUUGCAACGGAAACAUGCAACCAAAUGUUGCAGCACAAAUAUUUUUAUUAUGUAUUAUUUUUGGUUUUUAUUGUAUAUUUUUUUUUGUAUUUUUAUAUUUAUAUUCAUC
Messenger RNA from Teleopsis dalmanni, 3033 nucleotides. RefSeq names its product syndetin (gene Vps50). Gene Ontology annotation, cellular component: EARP complex. Gene Ontology annotation, molecular function: SNARE binding. Gene Ontology annotation, biological process: retrograde transport, endosome to Golgi; endocytic recycling. Lineage: Eukaryota; Metazoa; Arthropoda; Insecta; Diptera; Diopsidae. The record is from RefSeq and is a predicted model, not a curated record. The transcript is spliced from 12 exons. The coding region runs from base 67 to 2919 and encodes 950 amino acids.